AUGCUGUGGCGGAGUGGCAAGCAGUACGUCGCCAAGAUGCGAGGUAUCGACGACCUUGCGCGGCUCAAGGAGGUCAACCCUGCCUUGGACAUGCUUCUCUGCGACCGAAAGAUCAUGGCCGCGCGGGCCCAAGACGCGACGCUCGGGCAAGCAAAGCGCCGGAUCCUACUCUGGUCUUUUGUGAGCUGCUUCCUCGGCAUUUCGCUUCUCAGUCUGCUGCAGUACAACACGCGUCUAUACCUCUACCCGAGCGACAUCAAGGCCACGAGCUUGGUUGGGUCGUUUGGUGCGACCGCCGUCCUCGUCUUUGGCGGCGUCGACGCGCCAUUCGCCCAGCCUCGGAGUAUCAUUGGCGGGCACGUGCUCUCGGCCACGAUCGGCGUGAGUAUCGCCAAGGCGAACCUGAGCGGCGACUACAUGUGGCUCGCCUGCGCGCUCGCCGUGUCGCUUUCCUUGGUCGCCAUGCAGCUCACCGACACGAUGCACCCGCCUGGCGGCGCGACGGCCCUCCUCGCCGUCAUCUCGCCGCCGGCGGUGCGCAACCUCGGUUUCUUCUACGUCGUCUCGCCCAUCUUGAUUGGCAGCUGCGUACUCGUGGCGGUCAGCGUCCUUGUCAACAACGUACAGCGCCAAUACCCGCGGUACUGGCUUCGUGCAGCGUAG
Saprolegnia diclina VS20 is the source of this 663-nucleotide messenger RNA. RefSeq lists its product as hypothetical. The record is from RefSeq and is a predicted model, not a curated record. The transcript has 5 exons. NCBI's taxonomy places the organism in Eukaryota, Oomycota, Saprolegniomycetes, Saprolegniales, Saprolegniaceae. The coding region runs from base 1 to 663 and encodes 220 amino acids.